Molecule: messenger RNA, 918 nt
Organism: Strongylocentrotus purpuratus (purple sea urchin)
Lineage: Eukaryota; Metazoa; Echinodermata; Echinoidea; Camarodonta; Strongylocentrotidae
Gene: psmc3ip
Product: homologous-pairing protein 2 homolog
Exons: 7
Coding region: 1-603 (200 amino acids)
Biological process (GO): homologous chromosome pairing at meiosis; meiotic joint molecule formation; meiotic strand invasion involved in reciprocal meiotic recombination
Cellular component (GO): condensed nuclear chromosome; DNA recombinase auxiliary factor complex
Molecular function (GO): double-stranded DNA binding; recombinase activator activity
Source: RefSeq, a predicted model, not a curated record
AUGAAGCAUCGCAGCUUCCCAGGAAACGCAACAAGCAAUGGAAGUGGCCUCACCAUGCUUGGGGGACCGGCUGAGAGUUCGCUGCUCAUUGUAAGAUGCCUUGAAGACCUAGCCAAAGAUGGCAAGAUUAUAGAGAAGGUGUAUGGAAAGCAAAAGAUUUAUUUUGCUGAUCAGAGUCAAUUUCCAAGUGUAGAUGAGAAAGAAUUGAAGGACAUGGACACCAAGAUCACUGGGUUGACAGCCAGUUUAGAGACUUCUAGGACAAAAUGCAAACAAAUGGAGAAAGAAAUCGCGAUGUUGAAUAGUUCCUUGACCAAUGAUGAAGCCAAGCAGAGGAUACAAGAACUCACAGCCAUGUGUGCCAAGAAGCAAAGCAGAGUCACUCAGGUUAAAUCAGCAGGUAGCCAUGUGAGUGUGGAGCAGAAGAAAGCCAUCUAUGAAAACCACCAGACUAACAUCAAGGCUUGGAAGAAACGAAAGAGAAUGGCAAUGGACAUUCUUGAUGCUAUUCUAGAGGGGUAUCCUAAAAGCAAGAAACAGUUGGUGGAGGAAGUGGGAGUAGAGACAGACGAGGAAUGCAAUGUAAAGAUACCACAGACGUAGUCCACCUUUGAACUGCAAAGACUUUCAAUCAACUCCAUCUGAUAAGCACGAACUGAGCCCUCUGUCUCAUGUACUCUAAAAUUGUGGCCUACAACUGCUCCCACAAUGCAACAGUGAUGAUGUCAUUCAGAUCAUGCUUUGUUUUUGGUGUUUUUUCCCCUUCCUGCUGCCUGUUAUAUCUUAGCCAGCUAAUGUACAUGUAAUUUGUCUCGGUGUAGGAUCCCUAUAGAGUCCAAGCGCUAAUUAAAGAAUAUUAAAGAGAAGGUUGAGUUCUAGGAAGAGGUGAAAAAUAGUUGGUGAGCAUUAUCAUUGUUA